This is a messenger RNA of Colossoma macropomum (tambaqui), 2495 nucleotides long. It is a transcript of the gene phgdh, whose product is annotated as phosphoglycerate dehydrogenase. Gene Ontology annotation, molecular function: phosphoglycerate dehydrogenase activity; NAD binding. Gene Ontology annotation, biological process: L-serine biosynthetic process. The record is from RefSeq and is a predicted model, not a curated record. NCBI's taxonomy places the organism in Eukaryota, Metazoa, Chordata, Actinopteri, Characiformes, Serrasalmidae. The transcript is spliced from 12 exons. Bases 57 to 1643 code for a protein of 528 amino acids.
AUCAGUUCACUCAUGCCCAUCAGCUCUUGCGACCUGCAUCCCCGAAGAGGAGAAAAAUGGCCCCGGUUUCAAUCAGACGCGUUCUUAUCAGUGAAAGUGUUGAUCCGAGCUGCAAGACGAUUCUGCAAGAAAACGGAAUUGAAGUGACGGAAAAACAAAAUAUGAGCAAAGAUGAGCUGAUUGCUCAGAUUAAGGACUACGACGGCCUCAUAGUUCGAUCGGCGACCAAAGUUACUGCCGACGUCAUCGGCGCUGCCAGUAGUCUGAAGGUGAUUGGCCGAGCCGGGACCGGAGUGGACAACGUCGACGUGGAUGUGGCAACUAAGAAGGGCAUAAUAGUCAUGAACACUCCAAGUGGCAAUACCAUCAGUGCUGCUGAACUGACCUGUACACUAUUGAUGAGUUUAUCAAGACAUGUUCCACAAGCUACUAUGUCAAUGAAAGCAGAAAACUGGGAUCGUAAAAAGUUCAUGGGUGCAGAGCUGUAUGGAAAAACACUUGGAAUAGUUGGGCUUGGAAGAAUUGGAAAAGAGGUAGCCACCAGAAUGCAGUCCUUUGGCAUGAGGACCAUUGGUUAUGACCCCAUUACCCCUCAAGAAGUAUCAGCCAGCUGGGGGGUGGAACAGAUGUCUCUGGAGGAGCUUUGGCCCCAGUGUGAUUACAUCACAGUGCACACACCUCUUAUGCCCUCCACUACAGGAUUACUUAACGAUGCCUCCUUUGCUAAAUGUAAGCGAGGGGUGAAGGUGGUGAACUGUGCCCGUGGAGGUAUCAUUGAUGAAGCUGCUUUACUAAGAGCUCUGGAGUCUGGCCAGUGUGGAGGAGCAGGCCUGGAUGUGUUUGUGGAGGAACCUCCAAGAAACUGGGCCCUGGUGAAGCACCCUAAUGUCAUCAGCUGCCCUCAUUUGGGAGCUAGCACAAAGGAAGCCCAGGCUCGCUGUGGCCAGGACAUUGCAUUGCAGAUUGUGGACAUGGUCAAAGGCAAAGCAUUAGUGGGCGCUGUAAAUGCCCAGGUGCUGGCCAGUACCUUUACCCCUGAGUCACAGCAGUGGAUCAGGUUAGGUGAGGCCAUGGGCAGAGUACUAAAGGCCUGCAGCUCCUCUAAACAACCCUGUGCUCAUGUUCACAUCACAACCCAAGGAGAUUGUUUAAAGAAAUCAGUUGGGUUCCUGAGCUCAGCAGCUGUAGUUGGACUGCUGUCUGAAGGAUCAGAGAAUGGCCCUAACUUGGUGAACGCGCUGCCUCUAGCCGAGGAGACAGGGAUUACAAUAAAAAAGAGCCACAGUGACGUGAACGAAGCUAAUGGGACCUGUAUGGUGGAGGUGUCUGUAAAUGGCAGCAUCUAUAAAGCCUUAGGUUCUGUGCAGGCAGAGGUACCAGUCCUGCUGGAGCUGAAUGGCAGUGUGUUCCGACAGCCAAUCCCUCUCUUUGGAAACCUGCUCUUCUUCAGGGCAGCCGGAUCACCACAGCUCCUGCCCUCUGUUGCCAGCAUCUUGGCAGCAGCUGGUGUAGAGAUGGACUACUUUAGUGCCUCUACUGCCUCUGAGGGUGACCAGUGGUACUGUAUGGGGAUACAGUCUCUGCUGGGAGACCUCGGUUCUUUGAAGCCCUUGGUGAAAGAAGCUGCACAACUCACUGUAUAAAAUCCCUGCUAACUGAAAAUCGUUGGGAAUUAUGUAGCAUUCCAGUGCCUAACAGGGUUACAUAACAUGACUCUAAACUAGCACAAACAUAUCGUUACUGCACUCUCAAAUUUACUGUGAAGAGCCUUAAACACUAGCUUUGGUCUGUAUAGUGCUAAUAUGGUAAAUGUAGUAUGUGCUAAUAAGUGCUAAUAAACACCAAAAUAAGAAAAUAAGGUUUGACUGGGCUACUAAAAUGUUAUUGUGAAGUAAUUCAUUACGUAACACAAAAAAAUCACAUCGUUUAAUACUGUGAUACUGACAUAUGAGUUUUUAUCCACAUUAAGGAAGCCCAUUUCCACCAUUUUAAAUAAAACAAAUCGUAUGAAUUGCUAUGCCAUUAUUUUGAGAGAUUUAUACAUUUUGUGUGUGUGUGUGUGUGUGUGUGUGUGUGUGUGUGUGUGUGUGUAUACCCACUGAGCAUUUUAAAAGGAAUACCUCUUAAAGUGAUACCUACUCUUUGGUGGUCCUGUGGGGUUCCUGACCAUUGAAGAACAGGGUGAAAGGGGGCUAAGAAAGUAUGGAGAAAAACAGAUGGACUACAGUCUGCAAUUGUAGAACUACUUUGUAGUAAUUCUAUAGUUGCACGUGUGUGUGUGUGUGUGUGUGUGUGUGUGUAUUAAUAUUAAAUUAAUGGCAUAGCAGUUCACUUAAUGGACAAAAAAUAACAGGUUGUAGAUUUUCUUCGUGAAGUGGCAGAAAUGGGUUUCUAUAGAGUGAUGAUGUGAAAACGCAAAAAAACCCUGUCUUUGUACUGUAGAAAUGUGAGUUUGAUUAAAAGCAGUAAUACAAUCAGAAACUGUCGCCUUUUUG